GUGCACUUCUCUGAAGUGGUGUACAUCUUUUUAUGGACUUUAAUCAUUCGUUUUUUGAUUCAUUGUUUCAAUAUUUUAAUGCAAAAGAAGAAGGAAUACUUUGGACAUCCGAAUAGUUUCGUAAAGGUUUCACCAUGACCCAAAGCCUAGGACCCAACGCAACCUCGGCAGACUGGAGCGCGUUCAACUCCUCUGCGGAACUGUUCAGCUCCGCCCUCCAACCAAACAUCACUUACGUGGGCUUCUACCUGCAUGAGCCGUCUAUCGCUGCCGUCUUCAUCGUGUCCUACCUGUUCAUCUUCCUGGUGUGCAUGGUCGGCAACGGCGUGGUGUGUUUCAUCGUGCUGCGGAGCAAAAACAUGCGCACCGUCACCAACCUCUUCAUCCUCAACCUGGCCAUCAGUGACCUGCUGGUUGGCAUCUUCUGCAUGCCAACCACACUGGUGGACAACAUCAUUACUGGUUGGCCAUUUGGAAAGCUUGUGUGUAAGCUUAGCGGGAUGGUCCAAGGCAUAUCAGUAUCAGCCUCCGUCUUCACACUGGUUGCGAUAGCCGUUGACAGGUUCCGCUGUAUUGUCUACCCAUUCAAACAGAAGCUCACCAUCUCCACCUCCACGCUGAUUAUUGUCAUUAUAUGGGCCCUGGCCAUCUCCAUUAUGUGUCCGUCUGGGGUCAUGCUCCAGGUCACCAAGGAGCAACGCAUUCGGAUCCUCCUGAGAGAGGAUGGCAACAACAGCCAGCCCUUUUACUGGUGCCGGGAGAAUUGGCCCAAUCAAGAGAUGAGGAAGAUCUACACCACCGUCCUAUUCGCCAACAUUUACCUGGCGCCCCUUAGUCUCAUUGUCAUCAUGUACGCCCGCAUCGGCAUUACCCUCUUCAAAACCUCCAUGCCCGCCUCAGCGGAGAGCAGGAGCAGGCGAGGCUGCGGUAGCAGGGAAGGGGGCGGCGGGGGCCGUGGGGUGGGAGGGAAGGCUGUCUUGGAGAACCGCCAGACGGUGUCGAAGAAAAAGAAGAGGGUUAUUAAGAUGCUUCUGGUGGUGGCCCUGCUCUUCAUCCUGUCCUGGCUGCCGCUGUGGACACUCAUGAUGCUGAGUGACUAUGCCAGCCUGACAGAGCGCCAGUACCGGGUCAUCAACAUCUACGUGUACCCACUGGCCCAUUGGCUGGCCUUCUUCAACAGCAGCAUCAACCCCAUCAUCUACGGCUUUUUCAACGAGAACUUCCGCAGGGGCUUCCAGGCCGCGUUCAAGUUCCAGCUGUGCUCCGCAGCCAUGGAGAACCAGAAGUCCUACUCGCACCGUAUCCAGGGCAACGCCGUGCUCCCGACGAACAUGCACCUCCCAUCUGUGGAUGGCUCCGGCUUGGGAUUGAGGUCGGGGUCAAAGGUGAACGGGCAAGGGCCCAGUCAAGAGAGAGGCCAGUCAUCUGGUGCAAGCGACUUCAAAGAACAGGACCUGAUUAUGGAAGAUCUGGAGAAGGUUAAGUAUGACCUAUGAGACUGAAUGUCAAAGAAGUACAAUCAACAUUUUGUCAGGAGAGCAGUGAACGUCCAUUUUUCUUGCACUCUAUGGUCAUUACCAGUGACAUUUGAGAAAAGACUUUCAUUGAAUGCCAACAAAACAUCUCGCUGUCGUUGAAUUGAAGGAGAAUUGAUUGACGCCGCUUGCUGUUGAUCCCGCUAUGAAAGCCUCGUGCCCAUGCCAGGCUUCUCUACAGCCUUUUUCUUACCAUGGUGUCUGAGUUAGUGUGAGACAAGGACCCCCCGCCUGUGGUGGUGAUGUGUGCCUAGUAUUAAACUCAAACUGGCCAAGAUGUUUAUGAGUGUCUCAUGCUGCACACUUGACAAGGUGAAUGUGAUAUGAAUGGAAUGACCAAACAGCCCUCAUAUUCAACUUUUACUGUAAUAUCUUUUAAAAAUACACGGAAUAUUUGUGAAGUGAUUGUAAAGUGCUCAAAGUGUCAUUGCUUGUUUGUAUUCAACAAUGAGUGUCUUUCUUGUUUCAAGCAAACCGAUAAAAGGCCUGUCAUUGUUUUACACAAGUAUUGUUGUUUACCGUUCAUCGUCUAAAACGUUGAAGGUAACAUAUCUGUCAUGUCAAUUCAAUAAAGUGUUUCGUAAAUGUGGUACAUGCAUGCUAUGAUCUCUAAUCGGGUCUUUGAUUAAAGCUGUGCACCAUAUAGUUUAUACUGAACUUAUUCUGACAAACAAUAAAAUAACAAGCGUUGAUUCUUUGCUUUUACAAGACGUUCAUGGCAUCUCCUUCAAGUACUGUCAAACUUAAACAAACCAACAUGCUCUACCUCCAUGUUCUACCUUCAUGCUGUACCUCACCUCCAUUUUGUACCUCACAUCCAUUCUGUACCUUUACGCUGCAGGCCCCUACCUCCAUCAUGGACUGAGGUUGUAUCUGUUGGACUGUUUACAGACAUCCUGGGAAUAUAAUAUUUAAACUCAUGUUGCUGUUAUGUUUGUAAAAAAAAUAAAAAAAAGAGUGUUUAAUACAUUGUAGACUGUGUUAUUGUUUUAUGUUGCUGGGCUACUUUGUUAACUGCUGCGUAAUCAAUUAUGUUGGCUUAUUUGUUGUUCUGAUGAUCUUAAAUAAAUUCUUCUUUGUUUUGCAAAGUCA
Molecule: messenger RNA, 2627 nt
Organism: Osmerus eperlanus (European smelt)
Lineage: Eukaryota; Metazoa; Chordata; Actinopteri; Osmeriformes; Osmeridae
Product: neuropeptide FF receptor 2-like
Exons: 5
Coding region: 135-1496 (453 amino acids)
Biological process (GO): G protein-coupled receptor signaling pathway; cellular response to hormone stimulus
Cellular component (GO): plasma membrane
Molecular function (GO): neuropeptide receptor activity; peptide binding
Source: RefSeq, a predicted model, not a curated record